Triplophysa rosa is the source of this 1258-nucleotide messenger RNA. It is a transcript of the gene mlf1, whose product is annotated as myeloid leukemia factor 1. Bases 56 to 787 code for a protein of 243 amino acids. The record is from RefSeq and is a predicted model, not a curated record. Gene Ontology annotation, biological process: regulation of DNA-templated transcription. NCBI's taxonomy places the organism in Eukaryota, Metazoa, Chordata, Actinopteri, Cypriniformes, Nemacheilidae. The transcript is spliced from 7 exons. Gene Ontology annotation, cellular component: cytoplasm; nucleus.
CGAGCGCGUCAUUGUGAGUUUGUCAGUCAGUCACUCGCGCGCAUCCGUCAGCAGCAUGUUUAGCAGUCCCUCGAGACAGUUUGACGAAGACCCGUUCUUCACCGAUCCAUUCCAGGUGCAUCAUGAUCGCAUGCGGCAGAUGAUGAGGGCCUUUCCAGACCCUUUCGCUCAGAGCUUCACACCCCGCAUCACAGACGGGAGGAACAGAACUCGCAGGGGUGAGGGUCAGGCCAGCACGACUCCGUCCCUUCUACACAAUGAGCGAGAGGUGGAUUUCUUCAGCAAUCCUGUGGCUUUGAUGGACAGCAUGAGGAACAGAAUGCAGGAAAUGAACAGAAAUUUUGAGAACAUAGCCUCAGAGCCCAACAGCCACUCGUUCUCCACCUCAUCUGUCAUGAGCUACUGUAAAUUGGGAGAUGAACCGGCUAAAGUCUUCCAGGCAUCUUCUCAGACCCGCUGUGCUCCUGGAGGAAUAAAAGAGACCCGUCGUUGUCUGAAGGACUCUGACAGCGGCCUGGAGAAAAUGUCCAUCGGUCAUCACAUUCAGGACAGAGGACACGUCAUCGAGAGGAAGGAGAACAGGAAGACAGGAGAGAAAGAACUCAACCAGGACUUCCAGAACAUGGAUGAGACUGAGGCUCAGUCCUUCGAUGAUGAAUGGCAGCAGGAAGUGUCCAGAUUCCAGGUUUCGGCACCCAUGUCCCGCCUGGAGGCACCGAGACACAGGACAGUACACAGAGCGGCCAUCAAGGGUCCACAGGAGAUACGCAGAGAGGCCAAACAAUGAGCUGAACAUCACAGGCUCCAACAUCAAGAAGCAAGAAAAACUGGUACUACUGCAGUCUGUCACCAGUGCUGCUCGUCAAUGUGUCUUCAGUCCACGAAAUCAUUUUCACUGACACAAUGAUUGUUUGUUAUAUUCCCUGAGAUGUGUUUUUUACUGUUAAUGUGCUGAUUUUUUAUUGUCCUACCAUCACAUCUGUUUGGAUUAAAUAAAACAAGACAAAUGUCUGUCAGUUCUCUAAUAAUGCACUUAACUGAUGUUGUGAAUGUGGAAAUCGGCUUUCUCUGCUCUAUACAUUUGUAAAAAAAUGUAAGAAUAUGACUUUUUAAUGUUAUUGUUUGUUGAUGAUGUAAUGUUGAUCAUGCUAAUGCCUUUCAGCGGGUCCGUUUUUAAGCUUAUGCAAAUUUUUCCACUUUCAUAAUACUGCAUUAACCAAUCAAUAAAGUCUUUACUGAGCUUUAACCCAGAAGCUUC